AUGUACGCUAAACUUACCAAAAUCCUCUGUGCAUCUCUCAGUUUGGCUUGUCUCGUUCCCAAAGCCGCUGCAGCAUCCAGCCAUGGACCACAUUUGAGCCGGCACGCUGAGCUGGCUAAACGUGCCGAUUCUGAUGUCCAACUUUUCAGGAGAGUAACAGGCUCAAGGUGGACCUACUAUAACGUUGAAACUGGCAACGCGGGAUCUUGCGGGAAAAAGCAUGUGAACACCGAUUUUACUGUUGCGAUGAACGCUGCUCAAAUGAACCCAGGAUGGUGCUUUAAAACUAUCAGGAUGACUCAAGGCGGAAAGACAACUACUGCCACAGUCACAGACACAUGCCCAGGAUGUCCGUGGGGGGGACUCGACCUUACUGAAGGUCUAUUCGGAUUUUUCAUCGGGCAUUGGCCUGUAGGGGGAGGAGUUUUGUCUGGGGAUUGGGAAUUUACGGAUGCGGCCCCUCCGCCACCGCCUCCCAAACCAACCUCAAAACCGCCUCCUCCACCUCCCGUCACAACAAACGCUAAACCCAAAACUACCAGCUCAAUCGUCAGUCACAAGCCAACAUCCACCAGCACAAAGAUAUCCAGUUCUACUAUUUCCAAAACUUCUUCAAGUGUCUCCAGCUCUUCAACUAUUGCAUCGACUUCUAUCGAUUACCUCAGUGGUCCAGCGAGCGGUCUUGCUAUUCCCACUGGCUCUAUCGACCGCACCGACUCGUCUCCCUCCAAUUUGCAAGACCUUAAUCAGUUCCUCAUCCAAGUUGGAGGCCUGGCCAUGGCGGCAGGCGCUCUCUAA
Psilocybe cubensis is the source of this 798-nucleotide messenger RNA. RefSeq lists its product as uncharacterized. The record is from RefSeq and is a predicted model, not a curated record. The transcript is spliced from 5 exons. The coding region runs from base 1 to 798 and encodes 265 amino acids. Lineage: Eukaryota; Fungi; Basidiomycota; Agaricomycetes; Agaricales; Agrocybaceae.